Symphalangus syndactylus (siamang) is the source of this 3370-nucleotide messenger RNA. RefSeq names its product SRY-box transcription factor 8 (gene SOX8). NCBI's taxonomy places the organism in Eukaryota, Metazoa, Chordata, Mammalia, Primates, Hylobatidae. The record is from RefSeq and is a predicted model, not a curated record. Gene Ontology annotation, cellular component: nucleus. Gene Ontology annotation, molecular function: DNA-binding transcription factor activity, RNA polymerase II-specific; RNA polymerase II cis-regulatory region sequence-specific DNA binding. Gene Ontology annotation, biological process: peripheral nervous system development; neural crest cell development; negative regulation of transcription by RNA polymerase II.
GAGACCCCCCUGCGCCCACCCGGCCUCCCUGCUCCGCUUCCCUUCCCGGGGCUCCGGAGAGGGGAGCUCUAGGCGUGGGGCGCCGGGCCCACGUGGUGCGGCGCCGGGCGGGGCAGGCGGGGGCGCGGCGAGAGCUGCGGAGCUUUCUUUAUGGGUGGGGGGGCGGGGGCGGCCGGGCUCCGCCUCCGGGGGAUCGGGGCGCGCUCCGCCAAUGGGUAGCCGGGCGCGGGGCGGGGCCGCUGGGCCGCCGCUUAAAGAAACUUGUUGCGGGUCCCGGAGCGGGAACCGAGCGUCGGCGGCGGUGGCGGCGGCGGCGGCGACGGCGGCAGGGGCGAGGGUCGGGGCCACCGCGCGGCGACCUCGGGUCCCGGAGCGGCCGCAGGGCAGCCCUGGGCGCCGGCCCCGGUGCGCGUCUCCUGUGCGCGCCCCUCCGCGCGCGGCCCCGAUGCUGGACAUGAGUGAGGCCCGCUCCCAGCCGCCCUGCAGCCCGUCCGGCACCGCCAGCUCCAUGUCGCACGUGGAGGACUCGGACUCGGACGCGCCGCCGUCUCCUGCCGGCUCCGAGGGCCUGGGCCGCGCGGGGGGCGCGGUGGGGGGCGCCCGGGGCGACCCGGCGGAAGCGGCGGACGAGCGCUUCCCGGCCUGCAUCCGCGACGCCGUGUCGCAGGUGCUCAAGGGCUACGACUGGAGCCUGGUGCCCAUGCCGGUGCGCGGCGGCGGCGGCGGCGCGCUCAAAGCCAAGCCGCACGUGAAGAGGCCCAUGAACGCCUUCAUGGUGUGGGCGCAGGCGGCGCGCCGCAAGCUGGCGGACCAGUACCCGCACCUGCACAACGCCGAGCUCAGCAAGACGCUGGGCAAGCUGUGGCGCUUGCUGAGCGAGAGCGAGAAGCGGCCCUUCGUGGAGGAGGCAGAACGCCUUCGAGUGCAGCACAAGAAGGACCACCCCGACUACAAGUACCAGCCACGGCGCAGGAAGAGCGCCAAAGCCGGCCACAGCGACUCGGACUCCGGCGCGGAGCUGGGACCCCACCCUGUCGGUGGUGCCGUGUACAAGGCUGAAGCAGGGCUUGGAGAUGCGCACCACCAUGGCGACCACACAGGGCAGACCCACGGGCCGCCCACCCCGCCCACCACCCCCAAGACAGAGCUGCAGCAGGCGGGCGCCAAGCCGGAGCUGAAGCUGGAGGGACGCCGGCCGGCGGACAGCGGGCGCCAGAACAUCGACUUCAGCAACGUGGACAUCUCGGAGCUCAGCAGCGAGGUCAUGGGUACCAUGGACGCCUUUGACGUCCACGAGUUCGACCAGUACCUGCCCCUGGGCGGCCCCGCCCCACCCGAGCCCGGCCAGGCCUACGGGGGCGCCUACUUCCACGCCGGGGCGUCCCCCGUGUGGGCCCACAAGAGUGCCCCGUCGGCCUCCGCGUCGCCCACCGAGACGGGUCCCCCGCGCCCACACAUCAAGACAGAGCAGCCGAGCCCAGGCCACUACGGCGACCAGCCCCGAGGCUCGCCCGACUACGGUUCCUGCAGCGGCCAGGCCAGCGCCGCCCCGGCCGCCCCCACCGGCCCCUUCACCGGCACACAGGGCGACUAUGGCGACCUGCAGGCCUCCAGCUACUAUGGCGCCUACCCCGGCUACGCACCCGGCCUCUACCAGUACCCCUGCUUCCACUCGCCACGUCGGCCCUAUGCCUCGCCCCUGCUCAACGGCCUGGCCCUGCCGCCCGCCCACAGCCCCACCAGUCACUGGGACCAGCCGGUGUACACCACCCUGACCAGGCCCUGAGGGCCCGGCUGCGGGGAGGGACUCGCGGGCGUCGGGGGGCAGCCUUGUCCCGGCCCAGUGUGCGUGGCCAGGGCGGGAGGGGCCCCGGUGGCUGAGCGCCAUCAAGUGCCUGCUGAAGUCUGCAGGGAAACAUGCUUGCCGCCUGUGGCCCUCGGCCUCCAGAUGGCCACACCUCCGCCGACGACAGAUCAGCUCCCUCUCCCUUCUCUCUUUCUUUUUGAGGUGGCGGGAUUAUUCCACAAAGAAGGGCUGCCGUUUGGUCCCUCUUCUGUGAGGACUGGCAGCACCAGCACCUUCGGUUUGCAUCUCGGUAGAGGAGAAACGGCAGCACAGCCCAAGGACCAAAGGAGGGGGUGGCAGGGGCCUUGCAGGGCGCUAUGAGGUCCAGGCCCUGAGGUCCAGGCUGGCCUUGGCGCUGAAAGCGCCUGCACUCACGGCCACAUUCCCUCGACAACGGCUGCACGGGCUGUCCGGGAUUCGGGGUGUCUGUCCGCACACCCACUGGGACGCGUCUGCUCGAGCAUCUCCGGGACCCGCCUGUCAGAUCUGAGGCGUCUCCUGGCUGACAGAGUGCGCCUGCGCAGUCUGGCUGUGAUUAACACAUCUCUCUUUUAUUUUUAUGUUUUUGAUAAUUUUUAUUUUUGAAGCUUAAAUGUGUUUCUUUUGAAAGCUGUUAAAGAUGUAUUUAUGUUCUGUAUUAUUUUAUCUUUAAUUAAUGAGGUAAUUCGGGCAAAGAGUAGAAUUUAAGACAAAACGGAAGCUGGGAAGCUUCCCUUGAGGGCAGGCAGGAGGUGGGGUUGCCGCUGUUGGCCGGCAUCACGUUGCUCGGCUUAUGGGAGGCCGCCCUGGAGGGCCUGGAGGUCCCAAGGUCCCUGGGAGGACUGGGCCCCUCAUGCCUGGAGCUUGGCAGCCAAAAACCCGAGGGAGGAGAAGGGAUCUGCCUUGUGAUAUCUCUGAUCAGGUUGGGGUGCCCCAGUACCAGUUUGGAGUUUGGGAAGCAGGACUCCGUCCCUGUGCCCGACUACGCCACGUGGUAGGACACAUAGGACACAGGAAUUCCUGGAUCCUUGCCCACGACUGUGCCACAUGGUAGGACACAGGAAUUCCUGGGAAGUGGUGGCUUCAGAAGUGAUCUUGGCUCGCAGGCGCCAGUGCCACCUACCAAGCUGUGAAACUAAACCUUCUCCACUAAACGUCGUUAGGGCCUUAGUUCUAGGCGAGUAAUACCUGAUUGACCUGCGCUGCUUCCCUUGUGUGCUGAGCAUAGAGCAUACAAUAGCGCCUACUUCACGGAACCUUGUGCCUUUAAACUUUGUAAAUUUAAACACACUCGAGAAGUUGCUUCUUUGUACUUUUUCUACUUUUCCUACUUUUUUGUAGAAAAAAGAGAUACUGUCUCUGCUUCUAUUUCUCUGGGGGUGGGGGUGGGGAGCGCCGCAGACCCGUUUUAUGCAGCGUCUCCCUCGGCACCGCGUUCGGAGGACGCACCCUCACUCGCCUGCUGCCUUCGCUCCUUUCUGACCAAGCAACGCUAACUUUUGUACAGAUUGAUUUGAUAAAAUUAAACAAAGUGCUUUUUAUGGA